UCUUUAUUCUGUGUCUAGUAUUGAUAGGAUGUUUUAUGAUUACUACAGAGCAACUAAUAUAAAUACAACGUGUAGGUAGGUAGAUAGAUAGAUAGAUAGAUAGAUAGAUAGAUAGAUAGAUAGAUAGAUACAUAAAUACAUACAUACAUACAUACAUACAUACAUACAUACUAGGGCCUAAUCCCAGCUAGCUGGCUCCAUGCAGUGGGUCACAGGUGGCAUUAUGACAUCAUUAUGACAUCACAGACACUAGGUGGCAAUAAAUUGCUGCUGCUGGGAGGUGCGGCUUUGAUAGGUGAAGAAGGAGUUGUCGUCUAAGGACGAAGUUGAAAAGAAUGAUGAAGAUUAUUCUUUUUGCGAUUUUUCUCCUGGUGAGCUUGCUCACCAAGGGGACCCAAGGCCGGCCUAUAUAUCCAUCUACAGGCUUGGCUGAGGCGCCAUUGGCGCAUGCUGCUCAAUCGAGGAGCUUUAAUUGGCAUCAAGUUACACUGGAUUGGAAAACCGUGGUUACCAACAUCGGUUUCAUUGGACUAGUGAUACUUGCCGGAAUGUGCCUUUGUUGUACUGCAUACUUCCAAUCAUUGAAGGAGUGUCUGAGUAACGCCUUCCAUCGGCUGAUUUACGGAGUAGUGGAAGAUGACAUCGAGACACUAAUGCAGCAACAUCUACCCCAGCGAGCACACAGAUACCUGGAAUUGGACGAUGAUGAUGAUGAAGAUGAAGAACCCCGUGGAAAAGAUCACUACCAUGUGAAACACGAGAUGGGUCAUCAUCAGAGAGACCACCGCCAGAAAUACCAUGUAGCGGAGCGUCAUAACAUCGUACGCAACGGGAGAAAGGACCCCAGGCAGAUGAAGAAAGAACAAAAACCAUCAAUAAAGAAGAUCUUAAAGAAGCCCAUCCAGAAACUGAAUGUGAAAAAAUUUGUGCCGAAAGCGCCCAAGAUCGUCCAGAAAUUGAAGGUGCCCAAAUUCAUCAAAAAAAUGAGGCGCUAAAAGUCACCAUUCAGGAAGGACGGCAUUAACACCCUGUCCUGUGGUGAUUUUCUGGAUGCUCGGCUGUUUCUGGCUUCAGAGGCUUGAUGGUGCCUAUUACAUUCUCCUGGCCGGUCCUGCCUUGGAGGCUGUGGCACUGACCAUCGUGCGCAGAUUGCAAACAUCUUGGAGGCCUCCUGCUGGUCUCUCUGUCAUUCCUGGUACUGCCGCUGACACCGCACUCUAGUGCUGAGCUACGUGGAGCUGGUCUCUGCUGUGGCUUCUUAUCCAUUCUGAGUGCUGGUGGUUAACAUCAAAAAUUUGCCUAAAUUAAUAAAGAUCUUCUUGGGCACUUUUGUGUAUUUGUACAUUGAAAACAUAGACUUUAAGGUAUUGGAAAACAGCACACAAGGGCAUCAAGCAUUGAGCUAGGAAAGGAUUAAUUGGCACAACUUUGUAUUAACUAUGUAGCAAUUAAGGGGUAAUUCAGACCUGAUAGCUAGGGUGCGAUUUUUGCAGCCCUGGGAUCAGGUAGUCAGCGCCUACAGGGGGAGGGGAAAAGUGGUGUGCAUGUGUGCGUUCGCAUUUGUAGCAGAGCUGCACAAACAUCAGUUUGUGCAGUCACUGCUCAGCCCAGGAAUUACUCUGCCGCUGCGAUGGAUUGCUGGUGAUUGUGGCCGGAGUUGAUGUCAGACGCCCUCCCUCCAAACGCCU
Messenger RNA from Pseudophryne corroboree (corroboree frog), 1688 nucleotides. RefSeq lists its product as uncharacterized. NCBI's taxonomy places the organism in Eukaryota, Metazoa, Chordata, Amphibia, Anura, Myobatrachidae. The coding region runs from base 336 to 995 and encodes 219 amino acids. The transcript has 5 exons. The record is from RefSeq and is a predicted model, not a curated record.